Sclerotinia sclerotiorum 1980 UF-70 is the source of this 1077-nucleotide messenger RNA. RefSeq lists its product with no specific name. NCBI's taxonomy places the organism in Eukaryota, Fungi, Ascomycota, Leotiomycetes, Helotiales, Sclerotiniaceae. The record is from RefSeq and is a predicted model, not a curated record. The transcript is spliced from 4 exons. The coding region runs from base 1 to 1077 and encodes 358 amino acids.
AUGGCCAGUGUGGUGAUAUUGUGGUACUUUGGUUUAGGAUUUGUGAUAUGUGAUCUGUCUAGAAGAGUGAAUGCUGACAAAGUAAUCAUGUCCGGCUACGGAGAUGACAAUCAAUCUGGUGGCUACGGCGAUGAUCAGCAGAGUUGUUACGGAAGCCAAAAUACUGUUACUCAAUCUGGUGAUUAUGGCAGCACCAGCAGAGAUAACACAAGCAGUGGUUUUGGUGAUGAUGACACUUCUGCUACUGAUACGUAUGGUAGCACAAGAAAGGAUAAUACAAGUACCGGUUUCAAUGGUGAUGACACUUCUUCUGGUGAUGCAUAUGGCAGCAGGGGAGCAGACAAUACAAGCAGCGGAUUCGGUGAUGAUAAUACCUCAUCUAGCGAUGCGUAUGGCAGUGCUAGAAAAGAUAAUACAAGCAGUGGUUAUGGUGAUGAUGACACCACAUCUGGCGAUGUAUACGGCAGUACCAGAGAAGGUGACACGAGCAGCAGCUUCAACAAUGACAAUACAUCCUCAGGUGAUGCAUUUAGCUCUAGCAUUGGUGCCGGAGGCGACUCGUACAGUAAUGACAAGAUCGGUGGAUUUGAUGGGGUUAAGGCCAGCUCCACUGGAUAUGGUAAUGAUGUUACUGGUGACCGCAAUAUCCUGGGUGGAUAUGGAGGAGUAGAGAGUGAUUCUCAGUGUUUGGGUGGAAAUGAUGAUGAUGACAAUACAUCUAGUGGUUAUGGAGGCAAUAAGUCUGGCUUAGGAGGAAGAAAUGAUGACGAUGACACUUCUGGUGGUUAUGGAAAGAAGGAUUCGAGCUAUGGUUGUGACGAUACUACAUCUAGUGGAUAUGUAAAGAAGGAUUCAAGCUCAGGUGGCUAUGGUGGUGAUGAUAACCACACCUCCAGUGGUUAUAGAACAACAAAGUCUAGCUCUGGAGAUUAUGGCAAAAAUGAUGAGGCAACCUCGAGUGGAUAUGGUAGAGAUAAACCCAGCUUUACUGGAUUCGGAGACGAUGACCAAGGUGGACAAUUCUCAGGAUUGCAAAAGGGUCUGGAAAAGGCCAAGCAAUUGUUCUACAAGGAUUGA